GCCCAAUUCUCCCAUUACUAACCUAAACCAGUACAGGGGGCGAAUCAUACCGCUUACUGGUCGUGAGCCUUUACUACUAACUGGGGGAGGCACAUGCUCGGACUUGUUCACAAACAACUUGUCGCUGGAAAGAAGUCCACAUUUAAGCAAUUUUAAAGUUGUUAUAAAGCAACCUUUAAACUAAUUUAGCUAACUAGUUUUGCUAAAAUCUAUGCAAAAGUUUAGUUAGUAGCUUGUAGGAUAAACAAGGAAUAAAGGAGAACCGGGAGACAACAUGGACAUGGAGAAAAAAAUUAAACAGGAACUCCGCAACCGGAAGCCAUCAGAGGUGGUGGAGUUAAUUCUCGAUAACUGCCGUUGUCCUAAAGGGAAGAUCGUGGGCCUCACAGAUGAGUUCCUAAACUUGGAGUUGCUCAGUAUGGCCGACGUUGGUCUCGCCUCCUUAGAUGGUCUGCCCAAACUGCCCAAGCUUCGGAAGCUGGAGCUCCCCAGUAACUGCAUAAGCAGACUGGAUGCUCUGGCAGAGAAGACCCCAGCACUGGUGCAACUCAACCUCAGAGACAACAAGAUCAAGGACGUCAGCACCCUCAAGCCGCUGAAGAAGCUGACCAUGCUGAGGAGCGUGGAGCUCCUGGACUGCGAGGUGUCCGCGCUGCUGGAGUACAGGGAGCUUGUUCUGGCGUUCCUGUCCCAGGUCACCUACCUGGAUGGAUACGACACCAAUGACAAGGCGGCACUGAGCUCGGGUUCGGAGCUGAGUGCAGACGAGGAUGGCUCGAGCGACCAGCCAGAAAACGAGGAGGACGGAACUGAGGAAGACGAUGAUGUAGAGUCAGAAGAUGGUAAUACAGAAGAGGAGGGCGAUGCCUUGGAUGAUGAGAGCGAUGCCUUGGAUGAUGACGACAUCGACGAUGACAUCGAUGAUGGCGAUGACGUAGGCGAUGAUGGCGAUGACGUAGGCGAUGAUGACGACGAUGUCGGCGAUGAUUUUGAUGCCGGCGACGACGUUGAUGAUGCCGACGACCUCGAUGAUGAUUAUGAUGAUGUCAAAGAAAUGAGUCCAGCGAAGAAGAGGAGAAAGUGUCAUGACGAUGACAGUGAUGACAGUGAUGACAGUGAUGGGGACGACGACUGAGAUUUACCAGAUUCAGCCAGUACCUCUGCAUGUCCCUUUUCCUGUGACUGCCUCACACUGAAGACCACAUGAGGGUUAGAUGACUUGCACAGCCUCCCUCCUCAAAAUGAAUCCCAUGGAAACUGCAGACCAGCCUUUUUCCAAUUUAAUAUUUCACUGUUUUUUAAGGAGCGGCAGAUAGAAUGGAAUCUGAUUCCAUUCUAUCCAUUGCGGUGCUCUUCAUGUAAACAUUGGUGCAGUGACUGCCUUUCUGAAGGGGGUCUGCAGUGAACAGCAGGCAGUGCUGUGCACCAGGACUGAGAGAGGCCAAUCUACUGGAAAACAUUCCCUAUUACAUGGAACAAUCAGUGGUCAUGUUCACCGGAAAAUCGUGCAAUACGCUCUCUGGUUCAUCAUUUUCAUUAAUUGUUGUAAGGGCUGGAUUUUCCACACUGAGCACAACCAAGUUUUGCCUGUAACAAUUAGAAAUGUUUAAAUGUUUAAAAUUUUUAUUCCCUUUG
Molecule: messenger RNA, 1635 nt
Organism: Paramormyrops kingsleyae
Lineage: Eukaryota; Metazoa; Chordata; Actinopteri; Osteoglossiformes; Mormyridae
Product: acidic leucine-rich nuclear phosphoprotein 32 family member A-like
Biological process (GO): regulation of apoptotic process
Cellular component (GO): nucleus
Molecular function (GO): histone binding
Source: RefSeq, a predicted model, not a curated record